Molecule: messenger RNA, 291 nt
Organism: Phaethon lepturus (White-tailed tropicbird)
Lineage: Eukaryota; Metazoa; Chordata; Aves; Phaethontiformes; Phaethontidae
Product: lysine-specific demethylase 4C-like
Exons: 2
Biological process (GO): chromatin remodeling
Cellular component (GO): nucleus
Molecular function (GO): histone H3K36 demethylase activity; histone H3K9 demethylase activity
Source: RefSeq, a predicted model, not a curated record
GUUAUCCCACCAAAGGAGUGGAAGCCAAGAAAACAUUAUAAUGAUAUUGAAGAUUUGGUGAUUCCUGCUCCAAUUCAGCAGAUGGUCACUGGCCAGUCAGGGCUCUUCACACAGUACAACAUUCAGAAAAAGCCAAUGACAGUGAAGGAGUUCAAGCAGCUGGCCAACAGUGACAAAUACUGCACCCCAAGAUACGUAGAUUAUGAAGAUCUGGAGCGUAAAUACUGGAAGAACUUGACUUUUGUGGCACCAAUUUAUGGAGCAGAUAUCAAUGGGAGCAUUUAUGAUGAA